This is a messenger RNA of Chelonia mydas (Green sea turtle), 4449 nucleotides long. It is a transcript of the gene FEZF1, whose product is annotated as FEZ family zinc finger 1. The coding region runs from base 719 to 2080 and encodes 453 amino acids. NCBI's taxonomy places the organism in Eukaryota, Metazoa, Chordata, Testudines, Cheloniidae. The record is from RefSeq and is a predicted model, not a curated record. The transcript has 6 exons.
AAAGAUGUGAUCCUGGUGAUUGAUUGAUUGACUGAUUGAUUAGCUAAUAUGAACAAAGCAGUGACCGUAAACGAAUCAAAGCGACUAAAAAUAAUAAUCGGGCACAGAGGAAGCCGCCAGAGUCCUUCAAUGAAGCAGGCAGGAGUAUUGUCUGUAACCUCCUUGCUUCUUUCCUAGAUCGCCCAGAAACAUAAUCCCGAGUAAAACACGCUAGAUUCCCGUCGCCUUCUCCUCCUGUAGCUAAUCUGCAGCAAGUGAAAGAAGCUUGUUGUCUUUAUCCAGAUCCGAGGAUGAAAUGCAGCCUGUUCCUAGGGGGACUGUGAAACACGUCCAGGAGAAGAUUAAUACACGCAGCAGAAGCUCACUCAGACGCAGUGUUUGCAGUUUCUCUGGUACGCCUUAAAAUCCGUGCCCCGCCGCUGGAGGAGUCCCUGGGCUUUCGGUGCCAAGGCAGGAAGCAGCAGAAGUAAGCAGCGAUUGUCCUGAAGUCACUGGUGCGCCAAAGUAACCUGUGAUGGGCUGGCAUGAGUCCACUGGACCGGGAAGGCUGGUUCCGCCGGCGGAGGCUCUAAUGAUGCUGGUGGCGGCGACGGUGCUGGUCUCCCUCCUUGCAGAUCAGUGACCAGAAAAAGGGGGAGAGUGGGGAGAGAGAGAGAGGGGGGAAAAAAAGAGGCGUCUACCAAAGCGGCUCAGACAGGCGAACAAAUGCAAGCCAGCCAUGGACAAUAGUAGCCACCACACGGCGACCAAAAUCUUAGCAACUUCUCCAGGCAGAGAGAGCCUGUCUGCUCGAAGCAACAUGAUCAGCACUUCUAAACCCCUGGCUUUCUCCAUCGAGCGAAUCAUGGCCAGGACUCCAGAGCCGAAGUCCAUUCCGGUGCCGCCCUUCCUCCAAGGAUCCGUGCCCAAAGGAGACCCCAAACACUCGUUGCACCUCAACUCCUCCAUCCCCUGCAUGAUCCCCUUUGUCCCGGUGGCGUACGACCCCCUCCCCAAAGCGGGGGUGGCCGGAUCGGAAGCCAGGAAGGCUCACUUGGACUCCUCUGCCUCCCCCUUCAGCUGCGGCGAUCUACUGAACUGUGCCCUGAGCCUAAAAGGCGAUUUCCCCCGCGACGCCCUGCCCCUGCAGCAGUACAAACUGGUGAGACCGCGAGUGGUCAACCACUCCUCUUUCCACGCCAUGGGAGCGCUGUGUUACUUCAACCGCGGCGACGGCCCUUGCCACCCGUCGUCCAGCGUCAACAUCCACCCGGUGGCUUCUUAUUUCCUCAGCUCGCCUUUGCACCCGCAGCCCAAGGCGUACCUGGCGGAGAGAAACAAACUGGUGCUCCCGUCCGUGGAAAAGUACCCUUCCGGAGUGGCCUUUAAAGACUUAUCGCAGGCUCAGCUCCAGCACUACAUGAAAGAAAGUGCCCAGAUCCUAUCGGAAAAAAUCGCGUUCAAGAGCUCGGAGUUCAGCCGGAGCUCUCCCAGCAGCAAGCCCAAAGUUUUCACGUGUGAAGUUUGCGGGAAGGUAUUUAAUGCACAUUAUAAUUUAACUCGCCACAUGCCAGUCCACACAGGAGCCAGACCUUUUGUUUGCAAAGUUUGUGGCAAGGGCUUCAGACAAGCAAGCACGCUCUGCCGGCACAAGAUCAUACACACCCAGGAAAAGCCUCACAAGUGUAACCAGUGCGGCAAAGCGUUUAACCGGAGUUCCACUUUAAACACACACACCCGAAUCCAUGCCGGCUACAAACCUUUUGUUUGUGAAUUUUGUGGCAAAGGAUUUCAUCAAAAAGGUAAUUACAAAAACCACAAACUGACCCACAGCGGCGAGAAGCAGUUCAAGUGCAAUAUCUGCAACAAGGCUUUCCAUCAGGUGUACAACCUGACCUUCCACAUGCACACCCACAACGACAAGAAGCCCUUCACCUGCCCCACCUGCGGCAAGGGCUUCUGCAGGAACUUUGAUCUCAAGAAGCACGUCCGCAAGCUGCACGACAGCGCCCUGGGACUGCCGCGAGCCCCUGCCGAGCCGGGGCCAGACCAGGAGCUACAGCCGCCGGGCCCGCUGCUGCAACAGCCGCACCAUCCGUGAGGGAACUGCAAGCCCGGAGCUCCGCCGGUCCUACUAGCGAGGAAAGCAACCCAGAGCCCCGCGUUGCAACCAUCCGCCUGCUUCUUUGCAUGCACCUGUUAAGCGGUUUUGUGUAUUACGCUCUACUUGGCCACUAACAUUGAUGGACUGGUCGUUUCCUUCUUUUUGUUGUUGUUGGGUUGUUUUGUUUUGUUUUCUUUCUUUCAAGACUCGCUUUUUUUUAACAUCUCAGGGUUAGAGAUGGUUUAAAAAAAAAAAAGCCAAGCCAAUUUCUGCUGUAUUUAUUGGGAUCUGUAUUAUCCGAGCCGGGAAUGCUGCACCAAUUAAUUAUUUCGAUGUGUGUGUGUGUGUGUAUAUAUGUAUGUAUUGGUUCUGCCCUGUCUUCGAUGCCCGCUGGUUGUCCCUUCUUGAUAGCUCCCCUCCUUCACCCCCUCCCUGAAUAUCGUAUCUUUAUGGCCAGAGCUGGUUCACUAUGUACGGAUUUGAAUUUCAGUUUGAUUCUUGCACGUGGAAAAUGAAUUCGUUGACCUGGUGGAAAUAAAUACUUGGAGCGUGAUGAUUGAAUCAUCAAGGGCGCAUUAGCUAUUUACAUUAUUCAGCUACCAGACCAAUGAUCCUAUUAAAGAGCUGUGAUCCCACCAUACCGCUUCCUAAUGUAUUGAUAAGGAAAGGCUGGGGGCGGGCGGAUGAUAGGUAAUACCAACAUAGAGGGGCUGUGUGUGUGUGUGUGUAUUUAUGUUUAAUCAAGAAAGGAAGAUGGCUGGAAAUCAAAACUGUGGCUGAUGCCAGGUCCUUGAAAUGCUCCAAGUGUUAAUCAGCAGCUCUGCUGUGAGCUUAGGCGCUGGUGUUUUCUAACUGCAAACCUCUCCUGUUUUCUUGCCAAAACACUGAAACAACUGCUAAAGACUUUAAUUAAGAGGGGGUAAUUAGCUCGGAUUUAUCAAAGCCGGGUUGUUAUACUAUUAGCCGCUCAGUAGAAGCUGCCAAUCCAGCCUUAAAAACUAAGCACGCUCCUACCGGUCGUUGCCUAGAAAGAAAGCGGGGCGGGAGAAUGGAUGAGCCCGGGAAGGAGAUCUUAUUUUAUGUAAUUAUUUUAAAUCUCUCCUGUGCCAAAACAAAAUUAACCCCCCCCCCCAAUCGGGUGCUGUCCCCAGCCAUUAGUAAAAGCAGCAUCGUUAAGGGGCUUCUUUUGCUACUAUUAUUUAUUCGCCUCCUCCCCAAAAGAGACGGGAGCCGCACGCGGUGCUCAGAGCCAGGCCGGCCGCCCCACGUAACCCUCUCCCAGAGCGGGGGGAGUUCGGGGCUCUCCUCCGGGACGCCUUGUUUGGCAUGAAAUAGACAAACUCGCCGGGAACAUCUUUUCCAGAGGGCGAGGGCAGUGGGCAGCAAAAUGGAUGCGGGCGAAGCUCGGCCCCCCCCCCCCCACGCCCACCCGAAGGGGGCCGAGCUGAAGUUACACCGAAUGGGUUUACACCGAGCUGAGGUUACACCGUCUGCUGCGCACUGCACCUCGGCAGGAGGGUGUCUGACACCCACGGCCGCGCGUGGGAAGACAAUGUACCGACCGGGCGGAAAGCCGAUCGAGAGGAGCAGAGCCUAAGGGGUUCCGAUGCUCUCCGGGAGACAAGGUGGGAGACUAGCCAGCAUUGCCUGGGCACGGACAGACGGCACAAGGGCUACGACUGUGUGGCCGCAGACACCGGGGAGGAAUUUCAGGGAGCGUGCGAACUAAACAGAUCCCCGACAAAUGAUCCGCUCUUGGGACGUUACAGCUGCUCAGUCACGACCUUCGCGUCCCGGCAGACCCCUGGAGGUACUUGUCUCCCAGCUGCCUGGUGCGUUGUGUUCUGAGCAAAUAUUUGGACAAUUCAGGUUUCUUUUCCGAGCUUAGAGGAUACAAUGCUUCUGGGCGGCGUGUUGCCCAUGAACACAGAUCUCCAGGUCCUGGCUGCGAAGUUCUCAAACGGAUCACACGAUCACACCCAGCUCUUCCCUGUGUUUCCAGGAUCUGGACUGGCGUCCGGAUCCCGGCUCUGUAGAAGGGAUCUGCAGCGGAAGCGAGUCGAGCUGGUUGUAGGGACAGGCCUAGGAGGUCAGGUCAGGUGAAACAGCAGUUUGUCGUUUUGUAAACCAUGAGCGGUCCCUUUGUCGGGGUGCCCUGGGGAAUGGGCUGUUUGAUAUGAAUCUGUAGAAUGGGCAUAAACUUUAAACAGACUUCCUUUGUCUAAAUAUGUGUUGGAAAGUGCUGUAAACGCGGAAGUAGUCUCCCUUUCACAUACAUGAGGUUAGCCAUUGGGGCUUUAAGAGAAGAUUUUAUUUGUAGAAUAAACAAACCGGGGGAGGUGCAAAACAACGCAUGUGAAAGGGCA